GCAGCACGCAGAGAGCAACCCUGGGCAGCCACGCUUUGGUGCAGGCUGGGGCCAGGCUGCGGCAUCUCCGCACCAGCCAAAGGGGGUAGCAAAAAGGGGAGCAAAAAAGGCGGCAUCACCUCAGCGUCGUUGGGGAAGCAAGACGAGAGCUUUGCAGGAAAGCAGGGCAGGAAAGUACUUUUAUGGGGUUGUUCACAGCCGCUCUCAGAGGAGGGAGGAGGAAGUACAUUGGCAAAUCAACCCUUGCUGAGCCACCGCUCUUCGUGGGGGGGAUCGCACCCCGGGCGCGGGAUCCCCACAGGACUAUCAGAGCUUCGUUUCAGCCUGUCUCCUAAGCAAGCCUCCCUCAGAACAAAAAAAGCCCCUCCUGACCCAAAAUGUCCCUCAAGCUGCCACGGAACUGGGAUUUCAACCUGAAAAUGGAUGCUGCAAAAAUAGCCCGCUCCAAGAGCGUGAUGAGCGGCGAGCCAGUGGGCACCCGGCCGGCCUCCCCCAACCCACUAGAGCGGCCCCUGAAGAUCGGCUGGCUGAAAAAGCAGCGCUCCAUUGUCAAGAACUGGCAGCAGCGGUACUUUGUGCUUAAGGGCCAGCAGCUUUACUACUACAAGGAUGAGGACGAUGUCAAACCACAGGGCUGCCUGUCUCUCCAGGGAAGCACCAUCAAGGAGGUGGCCAGCAACCCAGAGGAAGGAGGGAAAUUUAUCUUCGAAAUCAUCCCAGGGGUCUCUGGAGACCAGAACCGGGCAGGGCAGGACACCUGCGUGCUCAUGGCUAAUUCCCAGUCUGAGAUGGAAGAAUGGGUUAAAUCCAUCCGACGAGUGCUGGGGUCAGCGUCAGGAGUGGUGUUCGGCCAGCGCUUGGCAGAGACCAUGACCUAUGAACAGAAAUUCGGGCAGCACCAGGUCCCCAUCCUGGUGCAGAAGUGUGCCGAGUUCAUCCGGGAGCACGGUGUGAGUGAAGAGGGCAUCUUCCGCCUCCCUGGCCAAGACAACCUGGUGAAACAGCUCAGGGACGCGUUCGAUGCUGGGGAAAGGCCAUCAUUUGACCGGGAUACGGAUGUGCACACCGUGGCCUCUCUGUUCAAACUCUACCUGCGGGAGCUCCCUGAGCCAGUUGUGCCCUGGAUGCAGUACGAGGAUUUCCUGCUGUGCGGUCAGGCGCUGGAUGCAGAUGAGACAAAGGGCCAUCAGGAACUCCUGAAGCAACUGUCCCUCCUUCCCAGAGACAACUACAACCUCCUCAGCUAUAUCUGCAGGUUUCUACAUGAAAUACAGUUGAACUCUAGCGUCAACAAGAUGAGUGUGGAUAACCUGGCAACAGUGAUUGGAGUGAACCUCAUCAGACCCAAGAUAGAGGAUCCUGCAAUUAUUAUGAGAGGCACACCACAGAUCCAGAAGGUGAUGACUGUGAUGAUAAGUGACCAUGCAGACCUCUUUCCCCCAUCCAAGGAUGUGCCACCCUCCCCACCUGCCCAAAAAAAUGACAAGAAAUCCCCCAUCCCACGCAGCUCCGUGGGCUGGGAUGCUGCAGAGGACCCUGCGGUGCCCAGGACAGAGAGCUUGAUCCAAAGGCAAAUGAGAGAUGAUCUGAAUUCCAGCAGUGCCGCCAGACCAGCUGCGAGCUUAAGUGCACCCAGAGAAGAUAAUGGGUCCAAAGAUACACUGGGAAUGUGGAAAAUGCAGUCAAGGAAAAGAACUCAGACUUUACCUAACAGGAAAUCUUUCCUGACAGCUGCUUCUCCCGGGGAGAAAGGCAGCAAUGACAAAAAUGACAUAUUUGCCAGUGACUUUUGGAAAAGCUCCCCUGGGAGCAGCAUGCGCUCCGUGGUCCCCGAUGGACAUAAGAGAACAUUGUCUCAUGAUCUUUUUAAGCUGCUCGACCUUCACCGGGCUUCAACCUACGAUAAUGUUCCUACCUCCCAGGCAGAAAGUGGGGAAGGCAGUGGCUCCAGCCCCAGCCCUUCGAGCAGCAGCUCUGAUAAGGAAUUUCUGCCCUGCCCCAGUCCCAGCCAUCAGCCAAAGGAAAUAGCCAGUCCCACCAGCAGCCCUGCCGAGGUCUCCAAGCCUGAUCAGGAGAGCAGGGAGUUCCUGCAAAACAUGAUCCUGAAGCUGAAAAAAGAGAUGGAGGUACAGAAAAAUGACUAUGAGGAACAAAUUAAAAGUCUCGAGAAGGAAAACUAUGAAGUCUGGGCCAGAGUGGUAAGGCUGAAUCAGGACAUUGAGAAGGAGAAGAAGAAGUCUGAGGAACUGGAGCUGAAGUUGAUGAAUGUGGAACGCUCACGGGAGGACAUGGAGAAGAAAAACAAGAUGCUUGAGGAGGAGAUAAAAAACUUAGCUAAAUCCACAUGCAAAACUGAUGCCAAAACCAACUAGGAGGAGACACCCAGCUGUGCACAGACAUAAAAUGCAGCUGCAUGAAUCCAUAGGAAUUGCCAAGCAGGUUCAGAGCCAGGGACUUGUAUCAUCUGGUGUUCUGCUACUGACCCUGGGCUGGUUCGGAGGAAGGAGCCCAGAAGUUAGAGGCUGGUUUCUGCUCUGAAACAGGAAAAUUCAAAAAUAUUCUUUAGCUUUUUUGGUGUGUUUUUUUCAACUCCUCUUUCAGCUGCUCAAGUUACCUGUAGAACAGGCCAAUACUUCUUGCUGCUCAAUCAGAAUAUCUUGCACUCAAGAGUUCAGGUUAAGGACACUUUAUGCCUUUACAAAAAAAAACCCAGCAAGCAUCCCUCCUGCCAGCUGGCUGGCUCCUUGCUGGAGAUACCCACAGUGCUUCUGAGUGGAACAAAAAGUCCGUAAAUCCUAGAUCUGGAGAGACAGAAAAGCCCCAAGGUCUGGGGUGGCACAGCUCGUCACACAGUGUGCCUGGAUGGUGGGCUGCAAAUGCUGUCAGCACCAUGGCUGAGAUGUUCACAUUAACGCAUACAGUUGGUUAUGGCUCUUAUAGAGCAAGAGUAGCCCAGAGAGCCUGUCAGGUCCACUGAGAAGAGGUCUCCUACAGCAUCACUCGCUGUGCUGUGCCAGACUCAUUGAUAUCAAGGCUCCAGUUAUAAGAUCACAAUAUCACAAAAACCUCUUCAGUUAAGUGGCUGUUCAGUUAUUUUAAAUCACUGUUCCUUAUAGCCAUGCAUCUAUAAAUCCAGCACAGCUGCUGCUGAGGCUUUGGAGAGCACUUUCAUGCAUCCAUACACAGAGCUCUUUGUGCAGAGGGAGUCCAUCAGCAACUUUACCCGGUACAGAAAAUGGGGCUUCUGCACUUUCCCUGAUGGACAAUUUUCAAAGAAUAACAGAUCUGGACUUACUUACUGCCUCUGCUUUUGUUUUUCAUGAUUUCAUCAGUGCUGAACAGGAUUUCCUUGGCUACCUUGGUGGACACCUGGGUUUGCACCCCAACGACGGUGCUGGGUCUCUCCCUGUCACUUGCUGCCAUCAGCGUAAAGACUAACUGGACCCAAAGGUCUCGUGGUGCCAGUGUGGCUAUUUGUAAGUGUGUCUGUUUGUUUUCCCACUGCCUGCCAGCAAGUCGCCCUUCCAGCAGUACCACAACGCUGCUGAAGCUUUUGGUGUAGGAAAGAAAAUACAGGACUCUGCAAGAAAACCUUUCGCUCCUCAUUUAUGUUAAGAAGGGGGAACAACACCACACAGCUUCAGGCCAGCCUAGAGCCUUCAUGGGAAGAGAAAAGGGAAAAACACAGAGAUCUGCAGGAGUUUUCAAGCAAGAUGUCUAGGACCAAACACAUGCCUCUGUGCCAAGCACAGUGAAGUUAUGCAACAACACUGGAUUACUGCUUCUGAGGACUUGGCUUUGUUAAUACAAAAGUUCAGAUCAAGACAGGCUGCAGACCUGCUUGGCAGAGCCUGCAAAGAAAAACAAACUGGUGAGAGAAAGGGACACAGAGGAAACUAUGUGAAGAAAGGGGAGAUGGGAGUGGUAACAUGUUAAUAGAGAAUAAAAGUCAAUAUUGGUUAUAUA
Molecule: messenger RNA, 3966 nt
Organism: Aquila chrysaetos chrysaetos
Lineage: Eukaryota; Metazoa; Chordata; Aves; Accipitriformes; Accipitridae
Gene: ARHGAP25
Product: Rho GTPase activating protein 25
Exons: 11
Coding region: 378-2372 (664 amino acids)
Biological process (GO): activation of GTPase activity; negative regulation of small GTPase mediated signal transduction; actin filament organization
Cellular component (GO): phagocytic cup
Molecular function (GO): GTPase activator activity
Source: RefSeq, a predicted model, not a curated record